This is a messenger RNA of Phyllostomus hastatus (greater spear-nosed bat), 4880 nucleotides long. It is a transcript of the gene MST1R, whose product is annotated as macrophage stimulating 1 receptor. The record is from RefSeq and is a predicted model, not a curated record. Lineage: Eukaryota; Metazoa; Chordata; Mammalia; Chiroptera; Phyllostomidae. Bases 277 to 4584 code for a protein of 1435 amino acids. Gene Ontology annotation, cellular component: membrane; signaling receptor complex. The transcript is spliced from 19 exons. Gene Ontology annotation, molecular function: ATP binding; transmembrane receptor protein tyrosine kinase activity; protein binding. Gene Ontology annotation, biological process: protein phosphorylation; multicellular organism development; positive regulation of kinase activity.
AAUGGCUGGGAGCGGCAGCGGGACAGCGAGCAGGUGAGUUGGCCUCUCCAGUUCCUGCCGGUUGUGUGUCUCCGUCUGCGCCAAGUGCUCAGACCCGAGGGCUGGGGAGGAGAGGGGAGCAUCGCUGGAGCUCCAGGCGGGGGGCCGCUGCCCAGGGCUCUCAAGACCCGCGCUAGACACUGGUCCCAGCCCUCGAGUCUGGUCCCAGCCCUCGAGUCUGCUCCCAGCCAGGUCUUUGGCCUGUGGGAAUCCCCGCGGGGCCCCAGCUGGGCCUCGAUGGAGCUCCUGCCACCGCGCUCGCAGCCCUCCUUGUUGCUGCUACUCUUGCUGCUGCUGCUGCUGCUGCCGCCGCCGGCAGUGCCCCAGGCUGGCAGGUCCUGGCAGUGCCCGAGCGUCCCUUACGCUGCCUCCCGUGACUUCGACGUGAAGUACACGGUGCCCAGCUUCUCGGCGGGCGGGCCGAUACAGGCCCUGGCGACCUAUGAUGGGGGCGAGGAUGGAAGUGCGGUGUUCGUGGCCACACGCAAUCGCCUGCACAUGCUUGGGCCGGACCUGCAGCUCCUCGAGAGCCUGGCCACAGGCCCUGCUGGGGACCCUGCCUGCCAAACGUGCGCAGCCUGUGGCCCAGGCCCCCACGGGCCCCCGGGGGACACGGACGCAAAGGUGCUGGUGCUGGAGCCGGGGCUGCCGGCCCUGAUCAGCUGCGGCUCCAGCCUGCACGGCCGCUGCUUCCAGCACGAGCUGGAGCCCACCGGGACCACCCUGCGCCUGGCCCCGCCAGCCUGCCUCUUCUCCGCCCGCCACAACCGGCCCGAAGACUGCCCCGACUGCGUGGCCAGCCCUUUGGGCACCCUCGUGACCGUGGUGGAGCAGGGCCACGCCGCUUACCUCUACGUGGCAUCUUCUCUGGACGAGAAGGUGGCCUCGAGCUUCAGCCCACGCUCCGUGUCCAUCCGGCGCCUCAAGGCCGACGCGUCCGGAUUCGCACCAGACUUCGAGGCGCUGUCGGUGCUGCCCCGGUACCUCCCUUCCUACCGCAUCGAGUAUGUGUACAGCUUCCACGCCGGAGCCUUCGUCUAUUUUCUGACCGUGCAGCCCGCUAGCCUGGCCGCCACGCCCGGCGCCUUGCACACGCGCCUGGCCCGGCUCAGCGCCGUGGACACCGACGUGGGCAGCUACCGUGAGCUGGUUCUGGAUUGCCACUUUGAGCCUAAACGCCGGCGACGCGAGGCUUUGCUGGUCGGGCAGCCGUAUCCAGUGCUGCGGGCAGCCCACACGGCUCCCGUGGGCGGCCAGCUGGCCGCCGAGCUGAACGUAGCCGAGGGCCAGCAAGUGCUCUUUGGGGUCUUCGUGGCCAGCCGAGACAGCAGCCCCGGUGGCGGUCCCACAUCUGUCGUCUGUGCCUUCCCCAUCGAUCUGGUGGAUAAGCUCAUCGAGGAAGGCGAGGAGCGCUGCUGUAACCCCCCCGUCCAGCCGGGCCCCGGGAGGAGCCUCCGGAGGGACCUCGACUUCUUCCAGGCCCCCAGCUUCUGCCCCAACCCGCCCGGCCUGGCGUCCCUCAGCCCCAACACCAGCUGCUACCACUUCCCGCUGCGGGUCAGCAGCAGCCUCGUACGCGUGGACCUGUUCAACGGGCUGCUGGGGCCGGUGCAGGUGACCGCGCUGCACGUGACGCGCCUGGACAACGUCACCGUGGCCCACAUGGGCACGUCAGACGGGCGCAUCCUGCAGGUGGAGCUGGCCAGGUCUCUCAGCUACCUGCUGUAUGUGUCCAACUUCUCCCUGAGCAACAGUAAGCAGCCCGUGCAGCGGAACGUCAGUCGCCUUGGGAACCACCUGUUCUUUGCUUCUGGGGACCAGGUCUUCCAGGUACCCAUCCAGGGCCCCGGCUGCCGCCACUUCCUCACCUGCUGGCGUUGCCUGCGGGCGCAGCGUUUCAUGGGCUGUGGCUGGUGUGGGGGCGUCUGUGGCCGGCAGAAGGACUGUCCUGGCUCCUGGCAACAGGACCAUUGUCCCCCAGAGCUCACUGAGUUCUACCCUCGCAGUGGACCCCGGAGGGGCAGCACGAGGCUGACCUUGUGCGGCUCCAACUUCUACCUGCACCCUGCGGGCCCGGUGCCUGAGGGCACGCGUCAGGUCACUGUGGGCCAGAGUCCCUGCCGCCUGCUGCCCAAGGACAGCUCACACCUCAGCCCAGUGCCCCGGAAGGGCUUCACAGAAGAGCUGGAGUGUGAACUGGAACCCUUGGGCACACAGUCAGCUGGGACUGCCAACAUUAGCCUCACCGUCACCAACAUGCCACUGGGCAAGCACUUCCGGAUAGACGGCACCUCCGUGCUGCAAGGCUUCUCCUUCGUGGAGCCAGAGCUGAAAGAAGUACAGCCCCUCUUCGGCCCACGGGCAGGGGGCACCCGCCUCACCCUGACAGGCCGGGGCCUGUCCACAGGCACCAGCCGGGCUGUGCUGGUCAACGGGACGGAGUGUCUUCUGGAGUGGGUCGGCGAGGGGCAGCUUUCCUGCACCACGCCGCCCGGUGCUGCUCUGGGGAGCGUUCCCAUUCGCCUGCAGGUGGGGGGCGCCGGGGUGCCUGGCUCCUGGACCUUCGACUACCGGGAGAACCCCAUCGUGCUGGGCAUCAGCCCCCACUGUGGCUACAGCGGCUCCCACGUCACCGUCCGCGGCCAGCACCUGACUUCCGUGUGGCGCCUGGCGCUGUCGUUCCACGAUGGGCUCAAGGCGGUGGAGACCAGGUGCGAGGGGCAGCUGCCGGAGAAGCAUCGGUGCCGCCUGCCCGAGUACGUGGUCCGAGGCCCCCAGGAGUGGGUGGCAGGGAACCUGAGCGCCUGGGGGGAUGGAGCUGCCGGCUUCACCCUGCCUGGCUUUCGCUUCCUGCCCCCGCCCCGCCCACCCAGCCCUGACCUGGCCCCACUGAAGCCCGAGGAGCACACCGUCAAGUUCGAGUACAUUGGGCUGGGAGCCGUGGCCGACUGUGUGGACGUGAACGUGACCGUGGGUGGUAAGCGCUGCCAGCACGAGCUCCGAGGGGAUGUGGUCGUUUGUCCCCUGCCCCCCUCCCUGCCCCUGGGCAAGGACGGCACCCCGCUGCAGGUCUGCGUGGACGGUGAAUGUCACACCCUGGGCAGAGUGGUGCGGCCGGGCUCGGAAGGCAUCCCACGGAGAACGGUCCUCGGCAUCCUGCUGGCCCUGGCCCUGCUCGUGGUUGUGCUGGCCACCGCGCUCGUCUUCAACUACCGGCGGAGGAAGCAGCUGGUCCUGUCUCCGAGCCUGCGGCACCCGGCGUCCUCGGACCAGAUCGCCGGAGCCACACCUCUGUCCCCGCUCCAGUCCGGCUCCUGUUGCCGAUACAGCCCCGGUGAGCGGGAGGUGCCGGCCGCUGAAGCCCCGCUCUCCACUCCGCAAGGCACUCACCCUCUCUCCUCCGCAGCAGCUCCUUCCGCGGGGGGUCUGGAUCCCACCACUCGGGUCCACGGAGAGUUCUUCUCAGACAGUGGGGAUGGGUCCCGAGUCCCUCUGCUUCGGACGAAGUCCAUCCAGCUCGGGGACCUGGACUCUGCGCUCCUGGCCGAGGUCAAGGACGUGCUGAUUCCCCACGAGCGGGUGGUCACCCACAGUGACCGAGUCAUCGGCAAAGGCCACUUCGGGGUCGUCUACCACGGAGAGUACACAGACGAGGCCCAGACGCGAGCUCACUGCGCCGUCAAGUCCCUGAGCCGCAUCACGGAGCUGCAGGAGGUGGAGGCCUUCCUGCGCGAGGGGCUGCUCAUGCGCGGUCUGCACCACCCCAACGUGCUGGCCCUCAUCGGAAUCACGCUGCCGCCCGAGGGGCUGCCCCGGGUGCUGCUGCCCUACAUGCGCCACGGGGACCUGCUCCGGUUCGUCCGCUCGCCCCAGCGGAACCCCACGGUGAAGGACCUCAUCAGCUUCGGACUGCAAGUAGCCCGCGGCAUGGAGUACCUGGCGGAGCAGAAGUUCGUCCACAGGGACCUGGCUGCUCGGAACUGCAUGCUGGAUGAGUCGUUCACAGUCAAGGUGGCCGACUUCGGCCUGGCCCGAGGCGUCCUGGACAAGGAGUACUACAGCGUCCAGCAGCACCGCCAUGCUCGCCUGCCCGUCAAGUGGAUGGCGCUGGAGAGUCUGCAGACCUACAGGUUCACCAGCAAGUCGGACGUGUGGUCAUUUGGGGUGCUGCUGUGGGAGCUGCUGACUCGAGGGGCGCCACCGUACCCUCACAUCGACGCUUUUGACCUCACGCACUUCCUGGCCCAGGGUCGGCGCCUGCCCCAGCCGGAGUACUGCCCCGAUUCUCUGUACGCGGUGAUGCUGCGCUGCUGGGCGGCAGACCCUGCCGAGAGACCCACCUUCGGGACGCUGGCGAGGGAAGUCGAGCAACUGGCGGCGGCUCUGUGUGGGGACCACUACGUGCAGCUGUCCGUGGCCUACGUGAACCUGGGCCUGGAUGCCCCCAAGGACGCCACUGUGCCCCCAGAACAGUCACUGUCCCCACCUGUGCCCAGGAGCCCCGGGCAGCCUCGGCCCCUCUCAGAGCCACCGAGGCCCACGUGACCUCAGCCCUAGGCAGGCCCCGAGGGGCUGGGCCUGCAGAGCCACUCCUGGGAGUUAACCUCUGGGCUGUGCCGCGCCAAGGGGGGGCCCGACCCGCACUCUGCCCUGUCCCUUACCCUCACCCGCCAGGCUGUAGGGGGGGAGCAAGGCACACUGACCCCUCACGCCACAGAGGGAGCCAGGGAGGGUGACCCUGGAUGUAGUGAGUACUUACGGAGCCGUUGUGUGUCUGGCCUGCUGGGCACAGGGACCAGCCACCGGCCCACGAGCCAGUAAAUAAACAGGUGACUAUUUAA